AUGUUCUCCGGCUUCGAGGCGGUGGAGUGUGCGCCUCGGAACUCCACUGCGGAUCCCAGAUCAGGGGGCAGCUCAUCCCACCUGUCUCCCACUCCUACCCUAGUCACCCCUCCUGAUAAGGCCAAGCGCAAACACAAACCAGCGCCCGUACCCUGGGGCUAUAAGCUCCACCCGUCCGGCAAGGGAUACUAUCGCGUCGCGACCCCCCAACAGCUUCAGGCUCAUGGGGGCGGUUCCAGGAGAAGAGGGAAGGAUGGCUAUGUUGGCGGCGCGACUGGAGGAUGGGGCGGAGGAGAUGGCGGUUGCGGCGAUGGUGGGGGAGGCGGCGGUAGUGGUGGAGGCGAUGGAGGUUCCUAG
Messenger RNA from Dioszegia hungarica, 357 nucleotides. RefSeq lists its product as uncharacterized. Bases 1 to 357 code for a protein of 118 amino acids. NCBI's taxonomy places the organism in Eukaryota, Fungi, Basidiomycota, Tremellomycetes, Tremellales, Bulleribasidiaceae. The transcript is spliced from 2 exons. The record is from RefSeq and is a predicted model, not a curated record.